GCAGAGACUAAGAAGUGACCCUGGAGUAUUUGUGGCACUUUCAGCAUGAUUCAACUGCAGAUAAGAUCAGGGGCCAAAUGAAUCACUUCACUUGACGCAAAGAAAGUGAGCUUCAUUCAGAAGUCGAAGUUGGAAGGAACAAGACUCACAAAUCGAAAGCACUUAUUGAAAAUUGCUGAAAAAUAAAGUGGAGCUUUUGUCAAGGUGGAUGAUAAUCCUGAACAGAAUUAAGAACGGCAUGGCACACUUUUGCUGGUAUCACAAAUUGGUAUUUUUGCUGUUGAUGUUGUGCUGCAACUUUACGCGGCCAGCCCCUGUUCCUGCCCCAGCACCCGCUCCCGCUCGACAGAGUGAGCUCAUUGCGGGCAAUGAGUUUCUCAAACUGUUUCUGGACCAUGACGAACAACAGCGCAGCCUGCACAGCGAUGAGGAAUACGAUCUGGUUCGACCCGGUUCCGGUCGGGCACGCAGUCUGGAGCACAAGACCCGUUAUCGCAAUGCGAACGGACAACUGCAGAUGGAUGCGGAGGAGGGCAAACAGGUGGUCAAGCUGGUCACAACGGGCAGCAAAAUUGUCUUUCUCGAGGAUGCACCCAGAUCGGCCACAAAGCCCAAGGCCAGCAGCGAUGAGGUCAAGGUUGUGGCAGUUAGCGUCAGUUCAUCCAGUCGGCGUGGCAAUCGCAUUAGUCGCACCCAGGCACCGGCUUUUAAGAGCAUAGCUCACCGAAGCAGUGCACCCAGUGCAGCUGGCCGAGAUUUCGUCAAUCGUUCGCACAAAAGUGAACUCUCCAUUGAGGAGACGGAGCCACGCCUCGCUGCCGAUACAAUGGAUGUGGACGGUGAUUCCGUGAAUAGUGCCUCGAAUAUACAAAAUGUAUUGGCGGCGCCACUGCUCGCCGCAGCUGCCUCCAGUCGUUCCAGCUCGGUGGCGCCUCGACGAGCUAGCGGCGCUGGCGGAGCAGCAACAGCGACAACGUCAUCGCCAACUGCGAACGACACUCAUGAGAGCGAUGACAAAUUGCUGCCAUUCCAAACGGUCAUCUAUCACGACACCAAGUCCGGCCAUGGCCCCCAGUCAAGAUCAAUAUCCUACAGUUCCAUAUCACAGAAUGUGGAUGAUUGGCAUCCAUCAUCUGCGGAUGACAUCCUCGCCGAGGCACAACGCAAUGUCAGUGAUAGUUUAAAGCCCAUGGCUCGAAUUGCGUCGGAGCCAUCAAAAUUCUAUUCGAUACCAUCGAAAAUGUACAGUGUGCCCUCGAAAUACUAUUCGGAGCCGGCGAAGGUCUACUCCGAGCCAGCAAAAAUGUAUGGCCAGGUGGAGAAAGUGUAUUCGGAGCCAUCGAAAGUGUAUGGGCAACCCUCGAAAUUUUAUUCGGAGCCAGCGAAAGUUUAUUCGCAGCCCGCUAAGGUUUAUGGUGAGCCAGCAAAGACCUACUGGCCAACUGGCACUGGUUUUGGACACAGUCCGCUCAGCACGACCAGUUCACCCACAACAACAACAACAACAAUAAAAACAACAACGGCCGCAAUUGUGGCAGCAACAACAGCAGCGGCAGCAACAGCAGCAACAACUGUGCCACCGGGCUCUGCCCCAAGCACCUUUUUGCCCUCGCGUCGACCAGCAAUUGUGUCGCGGAUUGCAUUCGGUGAGGCUCAAACCACAACAACAACAACAACAACAGCAGCAACAACAACAGCAGCAGCGGCCACAGCAACAACAACAACAGGAAAGACAACAAGCAGAUCCAUGGCAAGCCAAACAGUAACAACCAGCAGGCCAAGCACUUGGCAGCAACAUUAUCAUAACGCUCAUAAUCAUCGUUUGCAACAACAACAACAUCAACAUCAGCAACAACAACAACAGCGUCGCGUACUCUUCAAUUUGGAUAAAUUACCUUAUGAUUUAUUGAAUGCACCGCAGCCAAUUUUAUCAAAGAGUCCAAGUCCAAGCGACUACCAGCAGCAACAUCAUCGUCCAUGUUGGGAGCAACAACAACAGCAACGGCAGCAUUCAUCACUGUCGCUUCAACAUUCUAAUCAAAAUGCCAAAGGAUUGCCCAACAACCGAGAUCUAGUCAAGUGUGUUUCCAAAUUUGCACACCACCAACAACAGCAACAGCAACAACAACAACAACAACAGCAUCAACAUCAUUAUCAUGGAUCGCCAGCAACAGCAUCCGGCAAUAGCGCCUAUUCAUACAGUUCCAGCUCGAGCAGCUCAUCAUCCUCGUCCUCUGCUGCGGCUGCUGCGGCUACUGCUGUUGGUGGUGCCUCCUCCUCAGCCAUAUUGCCACACUUUACAACUGAACGCGCCGAGCUAUAUACACCGACCCCCGAGCAGAAUUACGAAAUUGAAGAGUCCGUAAGUGUGAUGACAAACGGACGAGCCCAUGGACUGCAGCAGCAGCAGGGUGUUGGUGCAGCAGCAGCAUUGGUCACAGCAACAACGCCAGCCAGUCCAGCGACUACAACAACUGCAACAGCCACAACAACAACAAUGCAACGUGGUCGUAAUCGUGGCAUAGACCGGGGACGUGGCUCGGUGGUUUACAGCGGCAAAGCAAAUGCCAACGACUAUGAUGAUGACGAUGAUGAAGACGACUCUGCUGCUGCUGUUGUUACAGGUCGUGGUGGCUCCACUGCUGCUUCUGCUUCUGCUGCUGCUGAUGAGUCAGAUGAGGAGGAUAAGGUCGCCUAUGUGGUGGAGGGACGCAACUAUCGCAAAUAUCGCGUGGAGGAGAAAACCGAUGACGGGUUCAUCGUUGGCGAAUAUGGCGUUGUCGAUCACAACGAUGGCAAUUUGAGUGGAGUGCGUUACACAGCCGAUUCGACCAUUGAUCGCAGUUUGAUACAAAAGGCGUUGUUGGCAUUUCUGAAGCUCAAGUAGUUGCCCCGUUGCCUAGUUGCCCAGUUGCAGAGUCACCAGCUGCCCCAAGACAGAGCUUGGCCCAGCUGCAGCUUGCCCCAGCUGCUUGCCACACAGCUGCAGCGGCAAACAAUUUAUUUCAUACACACAUGUGAUCCAAGUCGUAUUGUAGUUAGCCUAGCUUAAAUUAAAUAUUAACUAGCCUUCAUUCCAUUUGCAAAACUUCACAAAUGACACCAGCUGAAAACUGACAUUGCACCAAGAGAUUAAUCAUUCGAGAAUGCAAAUGAAAAGGCAAAAAAAAUAUUCAAAGCAAGUGA
Molecule: messenger RNA, 3186 nt
Organism: Drosophila grimshawi
Lineage: Eukaryota; Metazoa; Arthropoda; Insecta; Diptera; Drosophilidae
Product: mucin-5AC
Exons: 3
Coding region: 209-2887 (892 amino acids)
Source: RefSeq, a predicted model, not a curated record